This is a messenger RNA of Syngnathoides biaculeatus (alligator pipefish), 2165 nucleotides long. It is a transcript of the gene aptx, whose product is annotated as aprataxin. NCBI's taxonomy places the organism in Eukaryota, Metazoa, Chordata, Actinopteri, Syngnathiformes, Syngnathidae. Gene Ontology annotation, biological process: single strand break repair; double-strand break repair. Gene Ontology annotation, cellular component: nucleus. The transcript is spliced from 8 exons. Bases 60 to 1142 code for a protein of 360 amino acids. Gene Ontology annotation, molecular function: double-stranded RNA binding; single-stranded DNA binding; DNA 5'-adenosine monophosphate hydrolase activity. The record is from RefSeq and is a predicted model, not a curated record.
UUCACAAAGCGCGUAAGCUUGUAAUAAGACAUCCAAACCUUAGUUGAAGAAAUACGUUGAUGCCGCAAAAAAGGUCAAGCGAAGAGUUCAAAUUCCAGAAUUUUCUCUGCUGUGGGGGAAGGACUGCAGUGACGCUUGUCAGUCAGGAAGACACGCACAAACCUAUUCUGCUGCCUCACCUUCAACCAGUUGUUCUUGGUCGUGGGCCAGAAACCACUAUUAAAGACAAAAAAUGCUCCAGGGAACAAGUUGUGUUGAAAGCAGACUGCAGCAAAGGAUUUGUCAAAGUUAAACAGCUUGGUGGAAACCCUACCUCCAUAGACUCUGUGGUGGUGGGUCAGGGAAAGGAGGUUAAAAUGAAGCCUGGUCAAUUACUCUGCCUUGUCAAUGAGCUGUAUCCAUACACUGUCCAGUUCAAGGAUGAUCCCGAAAGUGGCUUCAGUCAUUGUAAGAGACCACGUGAUGUGUCUUCAAAGGAUAAAUGUCUUCCAGAGGCUCCCACUGUAAAAGCAAGCAAAAAGACAGAACAAUUGCUUGAUUCUAUCAGAGCAGGAGAGUCAAGGGCAAUCACCGAAACCAUUGGACAUUGGAGCCAAGGACUGAAGGCUUCAAUGCAAGACCCCAGUAUGCAGGUGUAUAAAGAUGAUAAAGUAGUGGUAAUUAAGGACAAAUACCCCAAGGCACGUUACCAUUGGCUGGUCCUUCCAUGGAUAUCCAUUCCUAGCUUGAAGGCCCUGCGUGAUGAGCACUGUGGACUGGUCAAGCACAUGCAGCAAGUAGCUGAGCAGAUGGUUCAUCAGUGCCCACAAGCAAGCACUUUGGACUUUUGCAUGGGGUAUCAUGCCAUCCCCAGUAUGAGUCACGUGCACCUUCACGUCAUCAGCCAAGACUUUGAUUCUCCUUGCUUGAAGAACAAAAAGCACUGGAACUCGUUCACUACAGACUAUUUUAUCAAGUCUCAAGAUGUCAUCCGUAUGCUUGAAACCGAUGGAAAGGUAACAGUCAAAGAAGGCACCAGUGACUUGUUGAAGCUACCUCUGCGUUGCCACGUGUGUCAUAAAGAACUUGGCACAAUACCAGCACUAAAACAACACCUAAAGUGCCAUUUCCCAGCUGAGAGUAUGAACUCAAAUGCAAUAUAGGACUUCAUUUAAUUAUACAUUAAAUAUGAGACACCUGUGUUUUCCUGUCAACCAGUCCACUUCACCAGUGAUCAGUGAAGUUAAAUGGUAUAGAAAAUGGAUGGAUCAAAUGUCAUACAAUACAUUUUUCUUAUUGUAGACAUUUAGUUAAGGAUCGUGGCACAGUGGUCCACAUGCAGUACCUUUUUCUUUUUUGCAUUUCAAUGCUUUUGGAUUGUUUUGUAAAAUUCAGUUAAUUGUGAUUAUGCCACAGGCUUCUGGUUUUUAAGGAUUAAGCUUUGUUUCAUUGUGUCUGUCCAUUCAAUCAUUCAUUCAUCCAUCUUCCAUUCCACUUUUCACUAUGGUCCUGGACGUACUGGAGCCUUACCUAACUAUCUUUGACCGAGAGGCUGGGUAUGCCCUGAACUGGUUGCCACCCAAUCACAGGGCACAAUAAACAAACGGUCCUCCCCAUGCAAAAUGAUAAAAGUUUUCAAAAGAUUACUAAAAAUACCGAAUAAUUUGCUGUAUGUUGUAAGUAUUAGUAUUUAAGGAAAUUCAGCCGUGUUGUUACAAGUUAAAUGUGGACCGAUAGACACAUGCUUAGUUUACCUUUUGUUAGUUCAUGCUUACUUUUUGGUCAAAACCAUCCUUACCGUUUGGAACAGCCUCCUUGAAAAAAUAUUUUACAUGGGUUACAUGUUUUUGUUGUUGUUAUUGAUCAACAAGGAGGGUGGAGUUAAUUAUUACUUUCUCCUUUUUUUUCAAGCUAUUGUUUGUAUUUUAGUGGGUUUUAGAACUAUGGUCAUAAUUUUUUUUUUCCAUUUUAUUUAUUUCUUUUUUGAUCAGCUGAAUAACAGCCCGUUUCAGCCUGUUUAUUUGCAAUAACUGUGAUUGGCUGGUAAUGAAUUCAGGGUGUACCCCACCUCUUUCCCAAAGAUAGCUGGGAUAGGCUCCAGCACGUCCGCGACCCUGGUGAGGAUAAAGUGUACAGAAAAUGCAUGGAUGGAUAGGGUUUGUAAUAAAUCAUUUCAUUUUGUCUUA